Molecule: messenger RNA, 9866 nt
Organism: Ochotona curzoniae (black-lipped pika)
Lineage: Eukaryota; Metazoa; Chordata; Mammalia; Lagomorpha; Ochotonidae
Gene: SETX
Product: senataxin
Exons: 25
Coding region: 1582-9552 (2656 amino acids)
Biological process (GO): termination of RNA polymerase II transcription
Cellular component (GO): nuclear body
Molecular function (GO): transcription termination site sequence-specific DNA binding; helicase activity
Source: RefSeq, a predicted model, not a curated record
ACGGGCCCGCGGCCGGGCAUGGAGGUGGGCUAGCGCCUGUUUCUGAUCUGAAGCGGCGGAGCCGAGCGUCGCGCUCCCGCCGCAGCCUGUGCUUGGGCAGUGCCGGCGCAGCGGGCUCGUGCGGGAGUGCCGGGAACAACCGUCGCGGCCCGUGAGUCCCGGCGAGUGGGGGCAGGGCGGCGCGGGCCUGCCCUCCCUUGGAAGGGUCGCGGCGGCGGCGGCGGCGGGCCGGCUGUGUUUUCUGCUAGGGACCCGGUUCCUGCCGCCUCGUGUGAGCGCCUUUGCGUGUAGCACCUGUUUAGCUCCCUUGCGGCAGAAAGAGCUGUCCACACCGCCCCGCGGCCCUUUCUUGCGUGAGUCGGGGUUGUCGGCGUGGCCUCCGGCCGGCCCGGCGCUCUCCAGACGGGAUGGCGCGCGGACAGGGGCUCCGGGCCUGGUCCGCCCGCUCCGGCCUGCUGCUGGGCGGAAGAGCCCGGCGUGUGGAGCGGUUUGUUGCGGGGCGGAGCCGGGCAGCUGAUGGGCUGGACCGCCCACCGCCCGGCCUCAGCUUGCUGCGGACCCUGACAGCAUCAGAGCGUUGUCUGAGCUCAGCUCUGUCUUUAGUUUCAGAAAUGCGCUUUUGGGCCCUGAGUGUGCGUGAUUGUGAGCGCACCCCUGCCCUGGAGCAUCAGUAACCCAGCGCGCUCACGAAGAGGAACGCUUCUCUGUAGGCUGGUUACCCAGGUCUCUCCCAGGGGCCCCGCCAGGCUACAAACUGAGAGCUGGAUCAAAGUGGAGAAGCCGGGAGGCGAACCUGCACCCACAGGGGAUGCCGAUGCGGCUUCCUGUCAUCACUUGUCUGCAAUGCUGGGCCAGGCUGCCCUGAAGUGGUUGGGUAACAGCUAAUUGAACCUGCAUCAAGAGCUUCGCAUACCUUCUCAGCCAGGAAAGCUUCUGGGGAGGGCCUGGUUAAACCAGUGGCUUGAAUCCUGUCACCCAGGGAAGGCGUGUUGAGUGCAGAUGUCAGCAGGCUCAGGGCGGGUCUGUGACAACUUUGAUGUUUAUGCAAGCCACAGCGGAAGGGGAGCUGGGGUGGAGGAAAUGCCAGAGCAGCCUGCCAUUGCCCCUGUUCCCUUUUGAGUUUUCUAGCAGAGGACCAGAAAGUCGGUAAGAAGUAAGUGUUCAGCUUGGUAGCAGUAGGUCAUCGUGCACAGAGAGCAGUGGGUGAUGGCGGAGUCUCUCACUCACGCACACACGCAGCAAGGCGGGGGAAGGUUUCCAGGAGUAUUUGGUUGUGCAAGUUGUUCUUUAUGGGCUCCGUGUUUGCAGCAUCUGGCCUGGUGUCUGGGGAUCUGAAGGUUUCUUGAAUGUUUCCCUCAUUGCUAGAAACACUUCAAUAUCUGUACUUUGAAAACCCUGACGAGUGUCUCGCGGCAUUUCUUGUCAGAUUUGUGUAGCUUUUUGCUUUCUUCACAGCAUAGCUAUGUACUACUUUAUGAUGUUUAUUAUUAGCAAAAUGGCUUGUUGAUGUUUUCUGUGUGUCAAAGGUUAAGUUUUGCACUAUUUUCUGAGGUUAGUGAUUGCUGAGGUGGCCAGCAGGACAUGCUGGCAGUGGAGGCACUGUCUGAGGUCCAGGUCACGGUCACCAGACCAGACGACACCCGCUUUCCAUGCAGCGCAGGCUGGAGGGUGGCUCUUGGUUCACUCCAGCUGUCUUCCUCUUCCAGGGACAGAAUGAGCACGUGCUGCUGGUGCACGCCCGGUGGCUUAUCCACCGUCGACUUCCUGAAGCGCUAUGCUGCCAAGGCUCCGCCUGAUGACUUCCACACAGCUGAGGAAGACCUGUGCUACUGCUUGGAGUGUGUGGCCGAGUACCACAGGGCCAGGGACGAGCUGCCUUUCUUGCAUGAGGUUUUAUGGGAAUUAGAAACCUUACGUCUUAUAAACCAUUUUGAAAAAUCGAUGAAGGCAGAAAUUGGAGACAAUGAUGAAUUAUAUAUAGUGGACAACAAUGGCGAAGCUCAGCUGUUCGACUUCUCUGGCCAGGAUUUUGAAAACAAGCUUCGUGUUCCUCUUCUUGAGAUCCUGAAAUACCCUUACCUGCUUCUGCAUGAGCGUGUUAAUGAAUUGUGUGUUGAAGCACUUUGUCGCAUGGAACAGGCCAACUGCUCCUUUCAGGUUUUUGACAAACAUCCGGGGAUCUAUUUGUUUUUGGUUCAUCCCAAUGAAAUGGUUCGACGCUGGGCUAUCCUGACUGCAAGAAAUCUGGGAAAAGUGGACAGAGAUGAUUACUAUGACUUACAGGAGGUUUUAACUUGCCUUUUUAAAGUCAUUGAGUUGGGGCUUUUAGAAAGUCCCGACAUUUAUACUUCUUCUGUUCUUGAAAAGGGCAAACUGAUUCUUCUGCCUUCACACAUGUAUGAUACUACCAACUACAAAAACUACUGGCUAGGGAUUUGCAUGUUGCUGACCAUUCUUGAAGAGCAAGCCAUGGACUCACUGCUGUUGGGGUCAGACAAACAAAACGACUUUAUGCAAUCAAUACUUCACACCAUGGAAAGACAAUCAGAUGAUGACAGUCUGGAUCCUUUCUGGCCAGCACUGCACUGCUUCAUGGUGAUUCUGGAUCGCCUUGGGUCCAAGGUCUGGGGUCAACUUAUUGAUCCUAUUGAGGCCUUUCAGACCAUUAUCAACAAUGUGAGCUACAACAGAGAGAUCCAGAACAUUCGCAACAGUUCUGUAAGGACCAAGUUGGAACCGGAGUCAUAUUUGGAUGAUAUGGUGACUUGUAGCCAGAUUGUAUACAGUUACAAUCCUGAAAAGACAAAAAAGGAUGCAGGGUGGAGAUCAGCCAUUUGCCCAGAUUAUUGUCCUAACAUGUAUGAAGAAAUGGAAACAUUAGCCAAUGUGCUUCAGUCAGAUAUUGGUCAAGACAUGCGUGUUCAUAAUAGUACCUUCCUGUGGUUCAUCCCUUUUGUUCAAUCCCUCAUGGAUCUCAAAGAUUUGGGUGUGGCUUACAUCGUAGAGGUUAUCCACCAUCUGCACUCCGAAGUGAAAGAUGUCCUCAAUCAAACAGAUGCAGUGUGUGACAAAGUCACUGAAUUUUUUCUUUUAAUUUUGGUGUCAGUGAUUGAACUGCAUAAAAAUAAAAAAUGUUUGCAUUUGCUCUGGGUGAGCUCACAGCAAUGGGUAGAAGCGGUGGUCAAGUGCGCCAAGCUACCUACCACUGCGUUUGCACGGAGUUCUGAGAAGUCGUCUGGAGUGAAUGUGUUCUCAUCACCGUCUAACUCUGUCCAGCUUGCUUCUGUGCAUUUGAUUCUGAGUCUCCUUAAAGAAGGUUAUCAGCUUGGGCAGCAAACCCUUUGUAAACAAUACCAGGACAAGCUCAAUGGAUUCAUUCGUCAGAAAAAUUUAUCUCUAGGUUGUCAACUGACUAGUCAAGAAACACACGAAUUACAAACUUGUUUAAAACAAAUUAUUAGAAAUAUAAAAUUCAAAGUACCUCAGUGUAACACAUCUGUGGAUCCGACUCCUACCUGUAAAAUUCCUUCUAUUCCUUGUAAAGAAGAAAGUGAUCCCAUGGAGAAGAAAUUUAAGAAAGAGACACAUUGUGUAGAUAAUUCCGGCCCCACAUCUUCUAAAGAACCAAUGAAAGCUGACACACAUCACAUGCAGGAGAAUGUAUCGAUCCAAGCAAGUAGCACCGUGGAAGAUAAUGAGAAAGAUUAUAUGAAGGAUUUGAAAAAAGGAGAUGAUCUGUCAGUUCAGCUGUGCUUAAAGCAGAAUAGAAGUCAUUUCACUGAAAGAGCCCAUAAUCAGACCAAAAUAAGCACAGGAGGGCAGACGUCAGCAGACGAGACCUGUCCAUGCAAGCUGCAGAAGUGUAGUUCAAGAAACGGUUCUGACAGGGGGUGUGAUGCAGGGGUCAGAGCGUCCACGCCCUCUGUGACUGAGUCUGGCUCUCUGGGAAAAGUGUCCCCAUCACCGCUCAAGGGUGACGGUAAGAUCCCCAAGCCAAAGACAAAGGCACAGAAAGAUGAGAUCUGUGCAAAGUUGUCAGACGUCCUGAAGAAGCGGGCUCGGAGAGCGGCUUCCGGCCCUGGCGCCGACAGCGUCGAGAAGGUGGCUGCGUCUGACGCCAAGAGCUUACAUUCAGGGAAGGACGCAGCCGGUCAGAGCAGGGCCCGCUUUUGGCAAAAUCUGUCUUUAGUCUCCAGUGGUUUACUGGAUCGUGAAAAAAGAGAACUGGAAAAUGAAGAGCUAGACAGUUAUACUUCCCAUAGAAACAAGUGUAAAAAUCAGGAAAGCCCUGUUGAUAAGAAUCUGGGCUCCUGUGCAGAAUUGAGUCCUACCUCAAUGGAUAAAACAUCUCCCUUUAGAAAUUGUCUGAUUGUACAUGAAUCAAGAGACAAGGACAUGAACAAAUGUGCAGAUGUGCUUUUGCGUAACCUGGCAGAUCAGGUCCCUGGCUUCAGUCCUAAAUCAGACAUCUUAACAGAUUCUCAGGUAGACCGAGACCUCCACAAAUUGUCCUUAAUAGCUCAAGCUAGUGUUAUUAAAUUUCCAUCAGAUUCAACUCAGAGAAGCUCAUCCCCGCUACAGAGGAAAGUGAAAGAUGACAAAAGACAUUUUAAAGCCAGCCAGGAUAAUGUGGGGGACCGCGGUCAGAUUAUUGUGAUUUCAGAUUCUGAUGAUGAGGAAGAAGAAAGACUUCUGGAUUUUGAAAAACAGAAGAAACAGGACAAAAAAUGCGUCAAAGUCUGUCCAGAGCAGAGUGCUUCGGCAGUUUCUGUGGAAGAAAAGCCCCUAAAGGAGGAAAAGGUGAGGUCCAUCUUGGAGGCCGAGGGCAGUGAGUCUCAGUUGUUUGAGUUUGAAAGUGAAUCUGACAUAUACUCUGCUUGGCAAGAAAUGAAACCGGAAAAGACUCCAGUUGAAGAUGAAUCGUUUAGGGUGAUGCGCGCGUUCAGUGUCACACGAGCUUGGGACAUUGCAGACGGUGGUUCUAAAGUGUGCACCAGGAAGGGGGCCAAGGGCAUGGGAGGGCACACGGAGACGCAGAAAAGGGAUGUUUCUGGCGAGGAGUGUCGUGAAGUUGACGUCAAACCUAAGAGAAAACGACUUGAAAAGCCUGUGGCCAAAGAGCCUGUGAGGCCUUCAUCUUCUACCGGGAGUGAAGGGCAGGCUGAGGGAGGCAGGCACCACUCAGAAAACGACCUGGGGUGUGUGGAUGAGAGAGUGGUGACUCCUGACUCCAGUGCUGACAGAGCCACUGGCACUUUGCCCAGGAAACCUCCGUGCAAGCUUCGUACUUGCAGGAGAGGCCCACUUUCUAAAACCUCUAAGAAAAUGCCUUCAGAAGCCAGGCAAGGGCAGAGCAGGAGUCUCAGCUACCUGAGUUGUAGAGUAAUGCCUGCAGUAGUGCCGCCCAAGAAGCUUCGCCAGUGUCCUGCGCCAACUUCUACAGUUGAGAAGCUUGGUCUGAAAAAGGCACCUCGAAGGGCUUUUGAACUAUCCCAGAGAUCUUUAGAUUCUCUAGUUCAGUUACGUGACCAUGGCAAAACUGUUGGCGUAGUUGAAACACGGAAAAAGAGUAAAUUGAUCCCUCCUCAGACUCUGUCUGUGAAAAACAAUAAGAAGCUGCUGGCAUGUCAAGAUGCCUCUUUGCGUAGGCAGGCGAGGCCCAAAUCCCAGCAGAAGGUACAGGGAUUCUGUGGUGGUCACACUGGGGUCGUUCCAGGUGCCGAACCACACACAGCCCAGGCUGGUGAAGCAUCUGGGCCAGAAUGUGAUACGUCUGAUAAUGGAGAGCAGGUGGUGAAAUGCACCCCCUCUGAACCAGAAACCCUAAAAGCGAAUUCUGCUCCUCAGGUGGCUGAUGCUGCUGCUCUGUGGAACCAGUGUGAUUCUACAGUGGCAAAUGAGAGAGUCUCAGCAGCCGAAGUAGUUGCUUCUGCCUCGGAAGAGCCUUCGGGUGGAGCCGACCUGACAGCACGUGGGAUGGAGGUGGCAGGUUUGAAGGAGCAAGAGCCGGAGUGCGGCAGUGACGCUGACGACGAGACUUUAUUUUUAACCCAAAAUGAUCCUGAAGAUAUGGAUCUGUGUUCACAGAUGGAGACUUUCGAUGAUAAACUAAUUGAAGUAAUUCAUGGAGCCGCUGAUUCUGGAAGUGGGCUGCAGUUGGAGUCUGGGCACGGCCCAGUGAGCGAGCACCGAGCCUGUGCUGGGACCGUGAGCAGCCCUGGUGAGCACUGCGCAGGGCGCGCGGAGGCCGGGGCGGCCGAGGACGGCGUGUUCCGGAAGCCUGCCUUGCCUGCUGCUGCUGCUAAGCCUUUGAGACCUUCCACUAGAAAGAUUUUUACCUCAAGUAGCACUUCACGGAUUGCUAAUCUUUCAAAGUCACUGGAGAACACUUCUGCACUUCGGUCAUCUCUAAAAACUAAACCAAGUGGGCGACAGUCUGUUUCAAAAGAACCACAUGCAGGUUCCGCAGUCUCGUCAAAGCCGAUGGCUGAAAUCCAGAGUUGGUGCAAUGUUGGCCUUCCUCAGAUUCCGAAUAGUUCCAGCAGGCAACGUUACACACUUCCAUUUGGGGACAGCAGGUCUUUCUUCACUUCGUCUCCAGCAAACACUGUCUUUGCGUCACAGUCUAUCUCCGACACCUUUGUUAAAGAGAUCUUAAAGUGGAAAUAUGAAAUGUUUUUGAACUUUGAUCAGUGUGGUCCCCCAGCAAGUCUUUGUCAGUCCAUCUCAGUACCUGUGCCUGUCAAAUUUCAGGACUGUGAAGAGUAUUUCAAUGUCUUUUUGCCUUUGAUGAUACUGAAUACUUUUGAAACAGUGGCCCAGGAAUGGAGCAGCUCUCCAAACAAAGACAACUUCUACCAGUUACAUCUGCGGAAAUUUCCUGGUGAACAGAAAAAAUACAGGGAGUUUGUAGUUCAUCUAGAGGAAUGUGAACUGGCUAAACAGCUUCACCCAAAGGAGAAUGAUUUGGUGUUUUUGGUUCCUGAGCAACUAAAUGAAGAAACGGAAGAUGGAGAGAGAAAUUGUGUACAAGAUUUCCAGAAGUACCAUUGUGGUUAUGUUCAUAAAUUUCGUCGCACUUCAGUCAUGCGUAAUGGGAAGUCUGAGUGCUCCCUCUCCGUCCAGACUCAAGACGAUCUGCCAGGCAAAUCAAAUGAAAUUGUGAAAUUUAAAUGUGUUGUAAUCAGUUCUCUGGUGACUACACAGAGGAAGUUGAAGGCUAUGUCUCUGCUGAGUGGUCGGAACCAACUGGCCAGAGCCAUCCUGCGCCCAUGCUCCACGGACUUCUGUACACAGGAGUUACCAAGUAUGCCAUCGGAGAGAAUUAUUGCUUACUUACGGGAUUUCAAUGAAGAUCAAAAGAAGGCAAUAGAGACUGCGUACGCCAUGGUCAAACACUUGCCAUCAGUUGCCAAAAUCUGUUUGAUUCAUGGACCACCUGGAACAGGAAAGUCAAAAACGAUUGUCGGCCUUCUCUAUUGCUUACUGACAGAGAACCAGAGGAAAGGACACCCCGAUGAAAACUUCAACGCCAAGAUCAAACAGAACCGCGUCCUUGUGUGUGCGCCUUCUAAUGCAGCUGUUGAUGAGCUUAUGAAAAAAAUUAUCCUCGAAUUCAAGGAAAAAUGUAAAGACAAGAAGAAUCCUUUGGGAAACUGUGGAGAUAUAAAUUUAGUACGACUGGGUCCUGAAAAAUCUAUUAAUAAUGAAGUCCUAAAAUUCAGUUUGGACAGCCAGGUUAACCACAGGAUGAAGAAAGAGCUGCCUUCUCAUGUUCAGGAGAUGCACCGGAGAAAAGAUUGUCUCGACCGGCAGCUGGAUGAGCUUUCCCGCAAGCGCGCUCUGUGCCGAGGCGCGCGGGAGGCGCAGAGGCAAGAGUUAGAUGAAAAAAUUGCCAGAGUUUCAAAAGAAAGGCAGGAACUUGCUUCUAAAAUUAAAGAGGUCCAAGGACGGCCCCAGAAGACACAGAACAUCAUCAUCCUGGAGUCGCACAUCAUCUGCUGCACGCUGAGCACCAGCGGUGGGCUGCUGCUCGAGUCGGCCUUCCGCGGACAAGGGGGCGUCCCCUUCAGCUGUGUCGUUGUUGAUGAGGCCGGACAGUCUUGUGAGGUGGAGACGCUUACCCCACUGAUCCAUCGCUGCAAUAAGCUGAUCCUUGUCGGGGACCCGAAGCAGCUUCCUCCCACCGUCAUUUCCAUGAAAGCACAGGAGUAUGGCUAUGACCAGUCGAUGAUGGCUCGCUUUUAUAAACUGCUGGAAGAAUGCGUGGAGCAAAACGUGAUUAGCAGACUGCCCAUUUUACAGCUGACUGUCCAGUACCGAAUGCACCCGGACAUUUGCCUCUUCCCUUCUAAUUACAUUUACAACAGGAACUUGAAGACCAGCAGACUGACUGAGAGCAGCCGAUGUUCAUCAGACUGGCCGUUCCAGCCUUACCUCGUGUUUGAUGUUGGAGAUGGUUCCGAGAGACGGGACAAUGACUCAUAUGUGAACAUUCAAGAAAUAAAGUUGGUGAUGGAGAUAAUUAAGCUUAUUAAAGACAAAAGAAAGGAUGUUACUUUUCGGAACAUCGGCAUCAUAACCCACUACAAGGCUCAGAAGACGAUGAUACAGAAGGAUCUGGACCGAGAGUUUGAUAGAAAAGGACCAGCGGAAGUGGACACGGUGGACGCCUUCCAGGGGCGGCAGAAGGACUGCGUCAUCGUUACCUGUGUCCGGGCCAAUGCUCUGCAAGGCUCCAUUGGGUUCCUGGCAAGUUUGCAGCGAUUGAAUGUCACUAUCACGCGAGCCAAGUACAGCCUCUUUAUCCUUGGGCAUCUGAGGACCCUUAUGGAAAAUCCGCAUUGGAACCAGCUGAUUCAGGACGCCCAGAAGCGUGGUGCCAUUAUCAAGACCUGUGACAAAAACUACAGACAUGAUGCCAUGAAGAUCCUGAAACUCAAGCCUGUGCUCCAGAGAAGCCUGAGCCACCCGCUGGCCGCCGUGCCCGAGGCUGCCAGGCCCCAGGGCGGCCUGCCCAGCAGCGCGAUCGACGGCGGCCUGGCCAGGACAUCCUUUGCAUCCUCUCUGUACCACACGCUCUCCGACACCAAAGGAAACCCUGUGACUCCCGUGAUCCCUGAGAGGCUCCCAGGCCAGGAGCAGCUCCGGGACCCACGGCUGCUCAGGAGGAUGGCCACCGAGGCCAAGGGGGCUCUCCUACAGGAGCCUCAGCCAGUGAGCCCUCAGCAUCCUGGAUCCACACCCCCCUCAGGAGAGCCCGGCUUUCCUGUGGCGCGACAGGAUGCAGGCAGGGCUGUGCAGCAGGCCGCUGGCCGAGCAACUGUCCCGAGCACCCACAGACCGUACGGGCAGGGCGGGCCUCCGGGUGCUGGCCCUGAUGCUCUGACCAGCAGGAGAAGGUAUGAACUGGAAGAGGAGCUGUGCCCCCAGAGGGAGGCCAGGGCCUUCAGAGAGGAUGGGCACGAGAGGUACUACACCCGCAGGGCCUCUAGCUGGGACAGGCGGAGAUGGGAGAAGGAGGAGAGCGGCCCCAAAAGAAGAAGGCUAUAGUGGAGCCCGUGGCUGGACUGGACGCUACGGGCAUGACUGGGCGCUCCGGUGACAGCCUGUCGCGCCAUCCAGCCAGGUUCGCGUGUGUUGGGGCACAUGGAUCCUGCGUCCUGACACCUGAGCCUCUUGCUCACCUUCAGGGUUUUUGUUUGUUUAUUUGUCGGUUGGAGAGUUCUCAGAGGGCCCAUUUGGGUCGCGCUGUGUCCUUGAAGUUGCGGACUGAAUGUCAUUCUGUUAGAAGCUGAUGCCAUAGUGAGUGUUGCAAAGUUGAAAUGUAUAUUUGUACAGCAAAUAACGAAUACUUUGAAAGUUUA